This is a messenger RNA of Closterium sp. NIES-67, 4573 nucleotides long. The record is from the annotation of a GenBank genome assembly. NCBI's taxonomy places the organism in Eukaryota, Viridiplantae, Streptophyta, Zygnematophyceae, Desmidiales, Closteriaceae.
CUUUAGCCUGCAUGUGCUCUGUCCGAGUCUCCACUCAUGUGCUUACGUGCUUGCGUGCUGUCCUAACCUAUUAAUCGGUGCUAAGGAUUUUACGCUCCAAGGAGAGUCAUCCCGUGACCAUCGUCCUCCCAAACGCCAGCUCCUAAGUUUCCUGAGCUGGUCUGAGUUGGUUUAAACCCCAGAUUCGCUUUCUUUUGGCUCAAGCAACUGCCGCCGCGUUGCGUGUAGAGACACCCGAGUUUCCUCUCAGACGCUUAGGUUUCGCCGUAGCCUGACCUACGUGCUCGCCUCUUUCCGUGGUUUGCGCACCGUCGCGUCUUUCCCUUACGCCCGUUCCAUCUCCCUCUUAUCACCACUUAUACCAAUGGACCACGCGUACAAUUCCGCGGCUUCCUUUUCCGCCAUGUCCCUCAAAUAGCCCGCAAUAGCACCGUUAGCAGCAGCUAGUUCAACUUUUCCGAGUGCCGGCGACGGUAGGACGGGUCGUUUAGGUUCACGUGUCUCCAGCUAUGGCGUCGCUUUCGAGUCUCCCACUAGGAAGUCCCGUUGCUGCUACCCUCGCACUGUAUUAGUUCUAGAAAUCGCAAGGGCCUCCUCUCUAGACUACCUUAGAACUCGUUCCCACUGAAUCUGAUUGUUUUUUUGCUACUUUCUCCUUCCAUAGAUUUCGCCACGAAUUUCGAUUCUGAUAACCGCAAUCUGAUCUCGCAUGUCUGAACGUCCUUCGUUUUAACGGCCAGGAUGAGCUGCUGCUUAUCGCCUUGCGCUCGCCUCGCCUCGCUUUGUGGAAACGAUGGGUGUGGUGCGUGGCAUGCCGUGAAGUCAGUGGAGGUGGUAGGAGGCGUUAUUGGUGGAAGCGUCCUUCUCGAGUGAGGGCUCAGCGUCUAAGAGAAACACUUUCAACAGCAACUUUUACAGCGUCGAUCAGGAACCCAGCUGGCUGUUUCUGAACCAUCAUGACCUCUUCCUUGAUCGUGUCUUCAUCCCCGUUACAGAAUGCUCCUUUACAGAGCAACGCCACUGUUCGUGUGUCAAUCGAGUCGACAUCAUCAGCUCCAGCUUCAUCAUCAAGCAGCCAGUUCCGCUCCCUGACUUCCGAGUCUUUCGCCCCCCCCAACAAGGUUCGCCGAUUGGACGGUCAUAUCUCGAUUUGCGACAAUCCCAAGGGGACAGGAGGAUCAGAGGAGAAGGAAGGGGUGAAGGGGAAGGGGCCUUGGUUUCGUCACUCAGAUUCCUCCGCGGCUGCUCGCAACCUCAACCGCGCUGAUUCGUCUUAUCUCCUCCCUGAGGCUGAGCCUUGCCACGCUCGAGGGUCCUCUCCGAAGCCCUCUCUCGUCGCUCUUCCCUCAGAGCUUGUCCGCGUUAUAAUCUCCCUCGUUGACGCGCCCAGAGACCGCGGUUGCUGCGCGCUCGUCUGCCGGGCCUGGCGCCAAUGGGAGCGUGCCACGCGUACCCAGCUGCACCUGCGCGGAAGCCUCAGCGAUCUUCCGAGCCUUGGGACGUGCUUCGGCUCGGUGACGGACCUGGACCUGGCUGACGUCCACCCUGAUUGGCCAGGUUCGGAAGAAGAGCUUCGGCAGGUCUUCCGAACGUCGUUCCCGAACCUCCGCCGCAUCCGAGCCAACGUGAGCCCGUCUGGUAUGGAGUACGUGCGUCAGUGCUGGCCGAAGCUGGAGAGCGUUGUGAUUGGCCACUGGGAUGGCCUGGACGAGGGCUUGGAGGCGCGCCACGUCAGCAGCUUGGUGUCCCGCUGCCCUAAAGUCGACUCUAUCGAUCUUUCUUGGAGCAGGCUCUGUGACUUUAACGAGUUGCCGAAGCAGCUAGGUGACUUCAAGCUGGGGAGGAUUCGUGUGCUGAACCUGCUGGGCGGGCCUGCUCCGUUAAGGGAUGACGCGUUAGAGGUGUUUGGGCGAGGUGCUUUCCCGGGUCUCGAGGAGUUGAGCUUCGCGAUGGCGGAUGGCGGCGUCACUGAUGCGGGAAUCUCGAGCAUCGCCCGUGGGUGCCCGGCUCUGCGCGUGCUGCGCAUUGAAGACGUGGCGCACGACCUCAACGACAGUGACGUGGAUGCUGAUGGGGCGGGUGGGGAUGUGGAUGUGGCUGGGGAUGGGGAUGUGGGUGGGGAUGUGGCGAGUGGCGUGCAUGGCAAUGGCGUGGAUGUGGGGCAUAGGCUGAACGGCAAUCAGCUGCUGCGUGGCCGUGUUACCCGUGAUACCCGUGAUGCCAAUGGCACGGAGCAUGAUUUGAGCGGCAAUGGGGGGUAUCCAGGCGUGCUGCCAUUGCCUCAGGUAGAACAAGGGGAUAGCGACCUCAUGAGCGGUCUGUCUCCAGCUGCUGCUACUGCCGGCGUGUCUGCUACGGCCUUUGCAGCCAUGCAUGCCGAUAGCCCUGCGUCUAUCUCCUCCUUCUUCGCUCCGUCUGCUGCUAGCUUGGCGUCUGAUCCUGCUGCUACCGCCGCUGCUUCUGCCGCUGCUCCCGCCCAUUCCGCCCCUGUCGCACCGCCAGUCCCGGCAGCCUGCCUAACCUACCCCAUCACAGCCUCGGCACUGGAGAGUUUGGCUCGGCACUGUCCGAACCUAGAGGAGCUGUGCCUCGUGCCGUCCUUCUUCGUGCACAACAGCGGCCCGGCUGUAGAGGCCCUUGCUGCGGGGUGCAAGUCGCUGAGAGUGCUCCGGCUCACUCGCUUCCUGGGGCUCAGUAGAGGGCUGCUGAGUGAUGGGAGUGAUGGGGAGGGGGGAAAGGUGGUGGCACUGAUGCAAGGGCUGGGGCAGCAGCAGGAGCAGCAGGAGCAGCAGGAGCAGCAGCAGGAGCAGCAGGAGGAGGAGGAGGUUGAACAAGGAGUGCAGCUGCAGAACAUGCUGGUGCUGGGCGGAUGUGGCUCGGUCCCCCCUUCUGCCCCAUUUGCCGAUGAAACCCUGACCUCGCCCCUGAUGGCGGAUGGUGCCAGGCUGGAGGAUUGGAUGCUGUGGGAUAGCGCCCCUUCGUUGCCACCUCCCACCUUGGACGGCUGCAGCAGCAGCAGCUGGGAUGUGGACGAUGCUCUUCUCGCGGACUGGCAGCAGUGGCAGCAGGUGCAGCAGGUGCAGCAGGUGCAGGACGAGGGUCAGGAGGUGCAGAACGAGGGUCAGGACCCACUUGUAGCAGCAGCUGCGAGCAUCGAGACCAACAGUUUCGCCCCCUGCCUCACCGGCCUCCCGUGUGCCAGCACCACUGGCAGCGUCGAGACCAACAGCAGUGGCUGCACCAGCAUCGCAGGCUCUCCUCGUUCUCUUCGUUCCCCCCCCGUGCAGCCUCCACCUGCUCCUCCAGUCCUCCCGCCCCUCGCUCAGUUCCCCGCCCUGGAAGAGCUGGAGCUGCAGAUGUGCUCGGACAUGGCAGACAGCGACAUGCAGGCCAUCCUGGACGGCUGCCCCCAGCUGCGACGUCUCGAGGUGGUGGCCAACCACCGGCUGUCCGCUCGGGCAUUUGCUCUGGGCUGUGCCGUGUGCAGUACGGGUUUGUUGCAAUGCGAGGCGGCUGCUGCUGGUGGGAGCUGCAGGGCACGAGGGAAGCUGGUGGAAAGCGUGCGAGUCAUGCAGUGUGACAAUGUGGACUCUCACGCCCUGCUGCAUGCGCUGAUGCCAGCGCGCUCAGCCCUCAAGGGCAUUCAGAUGACCGCCUCCUGGAGCCACAGCAGCCCUGCCCUGCCCCUCGCCUGCUUCUCGGCUCUCGAGUCGCUCUGCCUGGAAGUCUCUGUGGACUCCUCGCUUGCCCCUCUGCUCAGUGCUGGCUUGGCCUCCUGCCCCAGCCUCAAGUUCUUCUUUCUCUCUCUCUACGGCUCACUAGAAGACGACACUCUUCCCCUCCCACCGCACGACUACUCCCUCGCAUUCCUCGCCCAGCCGCCCGCUCUCACCUACCUCUUCCUCUCCCUCGAGGGCAUCCAGUGCUCCAGCGCAUCAGCCAUGGCUUCUCUCGAGCUCGCCCUGCUGGCCUCCUGCCCCUCGCUCCCCAUCCAAGAGAUUGAAUUCCGCCCCGCUCCCUGCCCUGUAGCCUCCCCUCCGCUCUGCCUGGACGUGCUCUCGCCUGACGCCGCUCGGCUGCUCUCGCUGUCGCCGUGUCUGCGGCGUGUGACUCUAGGGGGCGUGGUGCAAGAGCCGGCGCUGGUGAAGCUGCUGAGAAGCCGCACGCUGAGGGAUGUGGUGUUUCUGAUGCCGCCCGACUGCUCUGACACGUUCAGGAGUUUUUUCGAGUCGGUGCUCAAGUCGAGGGGGUACUCGGAUCAGCCGAAGAGGAGUGGGACGCAGUGUGCUCCGGAUGCCUGUGUCAGGAAGGGGUGUGCUGCUGAGGUUUGAUGUUAUGGUUGUAGUGGAUUUGUGUUGACGUACUCUAUAUUCGAGUCACAGACCAUCCAAUCUUGACAGUAGCCAAACUUUACAUACAUCAUGGCCUUCUCAUGUCUGCUGUUCAUGUAGUAGAAUCUAGGGCUUAACUGAGGGUGGCAACUGUUAGAUGUGUUCCUUUAGAUGUGUUGAUCUAACUCAGCAUGUGACAUGUUUUCCAUGCCAUUGUCUCGGUGUACGCCUGUUUUACAAUA